Molecule: messenger RNA, 9076 nt
Organism: Eublepharis macularius
Lineage: Eukaryota; Metazoa; Chordata; Lepidosauria; Squamata; Eublepharidae
Gene: ABCC5
Product: ATP binding cassette subfamily C member 5
Exons: 26
Coding region: 4002-7652 (1216 amino acids)
Biological process (GO): transmembrane transport
Cellular component (GO): membrane
Molecular function (GO): ATP binding; ABC-type transporter activity; ATP hydrolysis activity
Source: RefSeq, a predicted model, not a curated record
AACAUGCUUUUGCGGAGAGGAAACAGGCCUUUCCAGAAUGCUUCAGGAGUCUGAAUGCUUCCAUGCUCUGAAGUUUUGUGCGCGUGCUUGUGUGUGCGUGUGCGUGUGCGUGCAUUUUUUUAAUUGCUCGUACCAGUGGAUAAGGGCGGGUGCUGAGAUUUUUCUGAAGGAAAAAUAGUCCUUUGUAAGCUGCUUACUCUUCUGUGCUCUCUGCAAGACUGCAAUGGAGUGCCGGUGUUAAGGUUGCUUUUUAAAGUUCCUUAAGAAAUCAGGCCCAGGGGAUUCUGCAGAACUAGCUCUGUCUCUCUGACUUGUAUGAAAAGACUAGUCGGGCAGGUUACCUUUCUGGCGGCAUUGCUAGGUGGCGACAUCUUAGUUGGUAAUGAAGAUGCAGCAUGUAGGACUUGGUCUUCACACCAUUUUCUUGUCACCUGUUUGUUGCACACACUGUGCAAAGAUUUGCUUUUUGACGUCUUGACUAAAUCUAUUCUCUACAAAUUUCCCUUGAGGAGUAGGCGCAGUGUUAUUGCUUGUAGUACACAUUUCAGUGUGCUGUUAAGCGGGGAUGGUUCAAUGCUUGGGUAAGUACCGCUGAGGUGCACUGUUAAUGUUAAAAACGGUCUUUGUCAUCUUUUUUCCCCCCUCUUCUUAAUUCCUAAACCCCACCUGUUUGCUUAAAUCUCGAAACUGCCUUGUUAUGUUCCUUAUGAAGAGGGGGUCAAUAGUUCUUUUUUUGUUUUGUUUUUGCUUGGUAUUGUUGUAAUCACUGAUGAUGGGAAUUAAACCACGGGUUUUAUUGGCUGUGCUAUUAAUUGCCAGAACGAAUUAGGUUUUAACAGAACCAGGCUUCCCCCAAGAAGAGCUUCUGUCAUUGUUUCACUACAGGGACCUGUAGAUACUCUUAACCUCUAGCAGAGAGUUGGAAGUCAGUGUCUGCCUGCUGCUGGAUUCCAAACCACCAGGUGUGAAUCGACAAAGUGGGUAGGAGCUAAGAGAAUGCAGCCCGUGCCAAAUUUGGUUGCUUGCAACCUCCCCUGCACACGUGUCACUGUUCAGUCAACGUACGUUAGGCCAAGACAUUUUUUUCUUAACAGUUCCAUCAUUUGGAGUGAGAGAUGAACCUGUACUCCAUAUUCCUCACUAUUUUAAAACUGGAUUUUUAUCCCUGCAAAUCUAGAAGUGUUUUUUUUUUAAAAAAAAACUGAAGCAUGCACUUUCAGGUGAAAAUGAAACCUUGGGGGAUCGGGGGAGAAUAUUUAUAGACACAAACGGGCAAAUUAAAUGAAGUUGAAACAUCUUUGCAAACUGACUGGGGACAUGGAAUGCUACUGGGAAGCAGAAUGAUGGAUUGGUUAAAAUGCAUUUUGGUACUUAUGCCUAAAAUGAGGGUGUUGCUAUUUUUAAAUUCCUUGUAGAUCCAAGCCUCUUUCACAAAAUACACAUUUUGUGAAAUUUCAUGUCUGGCACUGUUUCCAAACACUCAUAUUUGCCUUUCAUCCAGUUGAGGCCACUUAACUUUUUUUUCCCGAAUAGUCUUCAGAAAUCAGCAGGGCAGAAUGAAAUGCAUCUUUUAAAGAAGAUAAAACGACAGUUGUGUUGAACUCGAAUGAAUGAUAAACCUGUCCUGUUGAGGUCUGGGGCAAAGAUGAAUUCUUGCUUGGUCCAGCAGAGAUCCUGAAAUCUAGGAACAAGUGAUCCUAAUUAUCCAGCAUAGCAGCUCAGACGUAGCCCCCCCCCCCCCCCGGUGCAGGGAACAGGUGAAUUUCCUGUUGCUAUAAAGUGCAAUUUGAGGUUUUCAUUGGGGAUUUGAAGUGAUGAGUGGGAGGGGGGCACGGUAAGGGCGGCUGGAUGGGGGAGUCAUUUGAGGUAAGCCUCUACUCUUCCAGGUCCACUCCAGUCACGCAGCUUGCUUUGUGCUGUCAAAUACUGGAUGUGGUUUGGGGGAAUCUUUCUCUGUAGUGAAACCAAUGACAGAAGCUGUUCUUUAGAAUUUCUAGGAUGGCUGUAUUCUGCGAUCAGAAUGAGACAGUCAAGCUGGGCAGAAUCCAACGGCAAGAUGAAAGUAACCCUGUGUGUGCCAAAAAGUUACACCUUCAGUUACUAGGGGAGAACAGGAAUGCAUGCUGUUUCCCGCAUUUCUCUGGAGACUUUUGUGUUCCAUACCGAGAUGUAUGAGAAAAAGUCGACCACUCUUGCCCGGGGCUUGCGAACCGACAGCAAGGAAGGGUUCUUGGCUCUUCCAGUGACUUGGUUGUUGUUGGAUUUAACAUUGGAAGAUCUUCUUGCUCAAGUAACAGCAAACCAGCCGCAUAGUCCGUCGUGCCUUAAUGUAGAGAACGUAAAGCAAAUCCAGUGGAGGAUAAAGCUUCCGUACAGUGUGAGCUGUUGCUCUUUGAUCAGGGUUGUGAAAGUUUUUGUUUUUGAAACUGGUGGUCAUUUUAGGAACUUGAGGGACACCUGGCUCUUUAUGUGCGCCUGUAGAAAACUCACGGGAGAAAUGCUAUCCAGCAGAAUCUUCGAUUGCGGCUUUGAAAGUUGACCACUUCGGGACUUGUAUGUUCUAUCUUCAUUUUUUUUAAAAAAUCUGUCACUUGUCACUGGCUUCUGACCGCUAGGACCCUUUGCUUGAAGCUCGCUGGGCACCUUUCUUUUUCUCUCCUCCAACCUUGUGUUGCCUAGAACUCUUGUCAGUCCUGUUAGUCAAGAGGACUUCAUAUGGACUCAGAAAGCCCUUCCUGGUCUGUUCCGAGGCUUCAGAUUUUUCAAGUCUUGUUGCGGUGUGCCAAGGCACUUCUCAGACCUGUUUAAGGAACCUAAAAUACCAGCCUCAGUAAGCAUUGGAAAAGCAUCACUGGAAAGCCAAGCUAUAUUAAACCAGAUGUGUGCAUCCACUAGGUGUCAGAAGUUUUCCUUCCUAUCCAUACAUCGGACAUUGCAAACAAAACAUGGAUCCUGUAUCCGCUCUUGUGGGGUGUGCGUGUGUAGGUGUCGUUCAACUUCAUUUUGUGUUGGCAGCUAGACUAUUUUGGAUUCAGGUCCUGUAUAAUUUUUUCCCCGUGCAUGCAGAUGAUGUAUGUUUCCACCGUACUUUGCUUUUUGUACUUUUUGAGAGUUACCCUUUUUAGUAUGGUUCUAUUAAAAAUAAACAUUUACUGUUUCCCAUUUAUUAGUACUUACUAUUGCUGACAAGCCUGACUUGUGAUUCUCUGCACUGUACCUUUGGACAGCUCACGCCACAGGGGAUUUAUGGCUUGGGGGCUGUUUUUCUCUUCCUGCAGGUGGUGUUUGAAAUGUGAUUCCUGAGGUAAAAUUGUUUUUGUCUUUGGAGGGGGAGGACAGGGAGGGGAGGGCGAAAGGGCGUUUUUGGCUUUUUAAAUCUGUGAUUUUUACCUUAAUGUGCUUUUUUUUCUUUUUUGCUGCCUGUCUUUUGCUUUACUAUUAAACUGCUGAUGUUUAUUUUCAGGAAUGUUUUGCAAAAUGUCCUUCUCACACUCUUCCCCAGUUCAACUGUAGGUACAUUGUUCCUUUUUAUCAAAUAAGCACGUUUGAAACAAAGAAAUAAAGAGGUUUUAAUGUCUUGUAAAGGAAUAUAUCUUUUUAAUAUGCUCCGUUUUUUGCCUAAGUACAGAUUAUUUUAAACAUGAUGGUGAUGAAUUGCUUUCAGCUAACUGAGAGAUUUAUGUUAAGUUAGAAAGCACAAAGGAGCAGGAUUGGAGAAGUUCCAAAUUACUCUCCCCACUUACUCAAUUUGCCUCUUGGUGUCAUCAGGCGGUUGUGUAGCUUCUGCAGUGCAUUGCUAAAGGCUUAUUUUUUAAAAAUACAAAUUUUCAUUUGGAAAUGGAAGUCGCUCAUUUAUUUCUAACUUAACAUAAAAGAAUCAGAUGGUUCCUCUGACAUGUUGGGGUGUUCAUGCCAGUUUGCAUUUCUUCCUGUAGGCAUUCGUUGUGAAACAUCUCCUUGAGUACACCCAGCAGGAGGCGUCCAACCUUCAGUACAGCCUGAUGUUGGUGGUUGGCCUCCUUAUGACGGAAAUAGUGCGUUCCUGGUCCCUGGCCUUAACCUGGGCUUUAAACUACCGCACUGGGGUCAGACUGCGCGGCGCUAUCCUGACUAUGGCUUUUAAGAAAAUACUCAGGCUGAAAAAUAUCAAGGAAAAGUCUCUGGGGGAGCUCAUAAAUGUAUGUUCCAAUGAUGGACAGAGAAUGUUCGAGGCUGCAGCUGUUGGCAGUUUGCUGGCUGGAGGCCCUAUUGUCGCUAUCCUAGGGAUGAUUUAUAAUGUGAUCAUUCUGGGGCCAACUGGCUUCUUGGGAUCAGCUAUCUUCAUCCUCUUCUACCCGGCAAUGAUGUUCGCAUCCCGCUUCACUGCCUAUUUCAGAAGGAAAUGUGUAUCAGCGACAGACGAGCGUGUCCAGAAAAUGAAUGAAGUUCUUAACUACAUUAAGUUUAUUAAAAUGUAUGCCUGGGUCAAAGCCUUUUCCCAGAAUGUCCAGAAAAUCCGAGAGGAAGAGCGCAAAAUCUUGGAACGUGCUGGGUACUUCCAGAGCAUCACGGUGGGAGUGGCUCCUAUUGUUGUCGUUAUUGCCAGCGUGGUGACCUUCUCUGUCCAUAUGUUCCUUGGCUACGACCUCACAGCUGCUCAGGCAUUCACAGUGGUCACAGUGUUCAAUUCGAUGACCUUUGCUCUGAAAGUCACACCUUUUUCUGUGAAGUCUUUGUCUGAAGCGUCUGUGGCUGUUGACCGAUUUAAGAGUUUGUUUCUAAUGGAAGAGGUUCAUAUGGUAAAGAAAAAACCAGCCAGUCCUCUCACCGCCAUAGAGGUGAAAAAUGCCACCUUGGCAUGGGAGUCCUCCCAUGCUAGUGUCCAGAGCUCACCCAAGAUGACCCCCAAAAUGAAAAAAGACAAGGUGGCCAGGAGCAAGAAAGAGAAGGCCAAGGUCCAGCAACGUGAGGGACAACAGGCAGUGCUGGCUGAGCAGAAAGGCCAUCUUCUAGUGGACAGUGACGACCCCCCAAGUCCCGAGGAAGAGAACAAACAGAUUCACCUGGCAAAUACCCGACUGCAGAGGGUGCUCUACAACGUUGACCUAGAAAUAGAGAAGGGGAAGCUCGUUGGGAUUUGUGGCAGCGUGGGGAGUGGGAAAACCUCGCUCAUUUCAGCCAUUUUGGGACAGAUGACUCUGCUGGAAGGCAGCAUUUCUGUAGAUGGAACAUUUGCCUAUGUGGCUCAGCAGGCCUGGAUUCUCAAUGCAACCCUUAGGGACAACAUCCUCUUCGGGAAGGAAUUUGAUGAAGAAAGGUACAAUACCGUGCUGAAUGACUGCUGCCUCCGACCUGAUCUGGCUAUCCUGCCGAACGGGGACCUGACAGAGAUUGGUGAGCGCGGUGCAAACCUGAGUGGGGGACAGCGACAGAGGAUCAGCCUUGCCCGAGCCCUGUACAGUGAAAGGAGCAUUUACAUUCUCGACGACCCUCUCAGUGCCUUGGAUGCCCACGUUGGAAACCACAUCUUCAACAGUGCCAUACGGAAGCACCUGAAAUCAAAAACGGUUUUGUUUAUCACCCAUCAGCUGCAGUAUCUUGUGGAUUGCGAUGAAGUGGUCUUCAUGAAAGAGGGCUGUAUCACUGAGAGGGGAAGCCACGAGGACCUCAUGAACCUAAAUGGGGACUACGCUGCUAUUUUUAACAGCCUGCAGCUGGGAGAGACGCCGCACAUCGAGAUAAAUGUAAAGAAAACUACAAACAGUUCAUUGAAAAGGCCACAAGAUAAAACCACUAAAUCAGGAUCUGUGAAGAAAGAGAAACUGGUCAAGAAGGAAGAAGGCCAGCUGGUACAACUGGAAGAGAAAGGCAAAGGAUCGGUUCCCUGGUCGGUUUACGCUGUCUACAUCCAGGCAGCUGGAGGCCCCAUAGCUUUCUUCAUUAUCAUGGCGCUGUUUGUGUUGAACGUGGGCAGCACUGCAUUCAGCAACUGGUGGCUGAGUUACUGGAUCAAACAAGGCAGUGGGAAUACUACUUUGACAUUGGGAAAUGAAACCAUUGUGAGCAUCAGUAUGAAAGACAACCCCCAUAUGCGUUACUAUGCCAGCAUCUAUGCACUCUCAAUGGGAGUCAUGCUGAUUCUGAAAGCCGUGCGCGGUGUCGUCUUUGUCAAGGGGACGUUGAGAGCCUCCUCCAGGCUCCACGAUGAGCUCUUCCGACGAAUCCUUCGCAGCCCUAUGAAAUUUUUUGACACCACUCCAACCGGACGGAUUCUCAAUAGGUUCUCCAAAGAUAUGGAUGAAGUCGACGUCCGCUUGCCCUUCCAAGCUGAAAUGUUCAUCCAGAAUGUCAUUCUGGUGUUCUUCUGCGUGGGCGUGAUCGCCGGUGUCUUCCCCUGGUUCCUGGUGGCAGUUGGACCCCUCUUCAUCCUUUUCGCAGUCUUGCACGUUGUAUCCAGAGUGUUCAUUCGGGAGCUAAAACGCCUGGACAACAUCACGCAGUCCCCAUUCCUUUCUCACAUCACGUCAAGCAUUCAAGGCCUCUCUACAAUCCAUGCCUAUAAUAAAGGACAGGAAUUCCUGCACAGGUACCAGGAGCUGUUGGAUGACAAUCAGGCACCUUUCUUCUUGUUCAGCUGUGCCAUGCGUUGGCUUGCUGUAAGACUGGACAUUGUCAGCAUUGCCCUCAUUACCACCACGGGGCUAAUGAUCGUCUUGAUGCAUGGGCAGAUUUCCCCUGCCUAUGCUGGGCUGGCCAUUUCCUACGCUGUCCAGCUAACAGGCUUGUUCCAGUUCACAGUCAGGCUGGCUUCAGAGACAGAGGCCCGCUUCACUUCUGUGGAGAGGAUUGAUCACUAUAUCAAGACACUUUCUCUGGAGGCUCCAGCUCGGAUUAAGAACAAAGCCCCCCCUCCAGACUGGCCUCAGGAAGGGGAAGUCAUCUUUGAAAACGCAGAAAUGAGGUAUCGGGAGAACCUCCCACUUGUCCUCAAGAAAGUAUCCUUCACCAUCAAACCUAAGGAGAAGAUUGGCAUUGUGGGGAGAACAGGGUCAGGAAAGUCCUCUCUAGGAAUGGCGCUCUUCCGCUUGGUUGAACUCUCAGGAGGCUGCAUUAAAAUUGAUGGAGUGAAAAUCAACGACAUCGGCUUAGCAGAUCUCCGGAGCAAGCUCUCCAUAAUUCCCCAGGAACCUGUGCUGUUUAGUGGAACUGUGAGAUCUAACUUGGAUCCUUUCACUCAGUACAGUGAAGAACAAAUCUGGGAUGCUUUGGAAAGGACUCACAUGAAGGAAUGUAUUUCUCAGCUGCCCAUGAAACUUGAAUCUGAAGUAAUGGAAAAUGGAGAAAACUUCUCUGUUGGGGAGAGGCAGUUGCUUUGCAUUGCCAGAGCCUUGUUACGUCGGUGUAAGGUCCUGAUCCUGGAUGAAGCAACAGCUGCUAUGGAUUCAGAGACCGACUUGCUGAUCCAGGAGACCAUCAGAGAGGCGUUUGCUGACUGCACGAUGCUGACGAUCGCUCACCGCCUGCAUACGGUUCUGGGCUCCGAUCGGAUUAUGGUGCUGAUGCAAGGACAGGUGAUGGAAUUUGACACUCCGUCUGCUCUCCUGUCGAAUGAGAACUCCCGCUUCUAUGCCAUGUUUGCUGCUUCAGAAAAUAAGAUAACUGUCAAGGGCUAAAAUUCAGGGCAAUGUCACUUUAACCAGGAGGGCUAACACUCCCUGCCUGUGGCAGGCAGGUCCUCCUCUUCCUCCUCCAUCUCCAUGUAUUUCCCAGAUCAUUGCCUUUUCUCCUUUAAUUUUUAGCAUUGUGGGUCAAGAUCGAGGGUUGUUUUUUUUUUAAAGUACUGUAAGGAGGAUUCUUUAUGGCUUUUAUUAUGGUAUUUAUUCCAUAUUCCUGUUACUAAUUUUUGUUAUUAAAUGCACUCUACAAAAUGGCUCAGGGAGCCAUAACUAUAAAAGUAUCAAGAGGCCUAUAUUGAAGCUUUAUACAUGUAGUUAUAUCUAUACAGAAUUCUGUACAUAGCCUAUAUUUACAGUGGAAAUGUAAGCUGUUUAUUUUAUAUUAAAAUGAGCGCUGUGUUAAUACCAGGGCAUAUUCUUUUCUAUCAUUUUUGUACAGUUUUAUGGUAUGGGGCUCCUGGCUUUUGCCAGGCUGCAGCGGACUCUGUUCCCGCUCUCGCAGUCGUCUUUCUCUUGUGUUGGAUUCUCCCAGGUCUCCGGAUGGAAGUGAAGCUUUGCAUUAAUGUCCUCUUUGUGUCCUGUUGUCUUUGUCCUGCACAGAGAAGGGGAGGGGUGGGUGGGACACUCUCUGGUGAUGUGACUUGGUCGCGUCAUUAACUGUCACGGCGUCAGGCCCAUUGUUAGGGCACGUGGAAGAAGCAGCGGCUAAUUCCCAGGGUGGUUUUUUUGUGUGUUUUUGUGUAGUGGAAAAGGAACGUUUGUACCCUUAUGCAAUAAAGGGAACAAAAGAACAUGCUCUGUCAGUAGAACUUUGCAUACAUUAGAAAAGAAAUAACCAACUCCUCCCGUUUCACCAGUCCAGCCUCUCUUGCCCAGAACCGUAAAUAAUUAUGAAUUAGCUGUAGCCAUGAACUUUUUAAAUAUUGGGUCCUUGCUGCUGGCUCUGAUGGUUUCCAAGCUGCCUCUGCUGAAUUCUUGAUCUAGAGAUGCUAAUAGCUCAUUCGGACAGCUCCUCAAGAUUGGUUUUGAUUGACGUUUGUAACAAUCGACAGUUUCUGCUCCCCCCCCCCGAAAUGAUGUCAUUACCCCUUCCCAGCAAGCUGCCAUUUUUUAGCAGAUCUCCUGCCGAUCAGGGUUUGACACUGGUGUAGGGAAGUUUUAUUUUCUUACUGUAAAGAGACCUACCUCAGGUGGCUGAGUCCUGUGUGGUAUGUUACCAUAGUUACUGUAUGCCAUCCCUGUUGUAUGGGACCAGUAGCACGGUCAAUCCCGUAAUAGCUGUGACUUUGAAUCGAUCAGCGUUGCAUGUGUCUUUUUUUCUUCUCCCUGUCCAGCUGGACGUUUUAUAGCCUUAGCAUGUUUGCAAACUCUUGAGACAAAAAUCCGAAAAAGUGAAUAAAAACUAUUUUGGGUUUUGUAAA